Messenger RNA from Anopheles marshallii, 597 nucleotides. RefSeq lists its product as uncharacterized. The record is from RefSeq and is a predicted model, not a curated record. The coding region runs from base 1 to 597 and encodes 198 amino acids. The transcript is spliced from 2 exons. NCBI's taxonomy places the organism in Eukaryota, Metazoa, Arthropoda, Insecta, Diptera, Culicidae.
AUGUCUGCUACACCCGAACGACAGAGUGUAUCUAUUUCUAGAGUAAAAUCACCACGAACUCCAACCUCUCCGGAAAAUGUGGCGUCGCUGAGAAUAAAAGAAGCAGUUACAAACAUUCUAGAGCAUCACCGUAAAUGGAUACAAGCCGCAGAGAAGGGCGCAACGUACUGCAACGCGAUUAAACAAAUCAAGAAAAGCGCGCAACAACAAUCGUCAUCAGCGAACAACCCUUACCCAGAAAAUUUACAAAUUUAUUGCAAAAAUCUAAUGGUAAUGAUUUCGAUCAUGGAAGAUGUUGAAGCAAAUGGGUUUGCAAUAAUAGAGCAAGUAAAAACUCUUCACGAAUUCUUUUCUGAAUGCGACACAGUAGGAUGCACAUGGAACUACCAGAGAACUUUGAAUAGUUUUGAAAGAAUCAUGGCAUCGUACAAAAAGGAACUUAUUUGUCGUAAAUACAUCGCAGAAAACAUCGGACACACACAAACAAUUGAUCAGCUGCUGCUGUUGGUAACCGGUUGGAAUCAUGGUAUCGACGUUGCACGGGAUAGAGAGUUGUUUAUCAAAAUGCUAAAAAUUGAAUAUAAGUUACCAUCAUGA